Molecule: messenger RNA, 3571 nt
Organism: Ectocarpus sp. CCAP 1310/34
Lineage: Eukaryota; Phaeophyceae; Ectocarpales; Ectocarpaceae
Source: the annotation of a GenBank genome assembly
AUGGGAACCACAGAGCACACCCCCGGCGGCACCCGAUUCAAGGAGCUCCUCGCCCGGGCCAACGGCCAGGGCGCUCCCCUGCCGCCGGCGUCGCCGUCGGCCAAGCCCCGCCUCGUCCUCCCGCCGGAAGGCGCCCCGGACUACGACGACGACAAUCAGUGGGAGGAGCAGACCAUCGGGUCCCCGGACGUGCCCGACCCGCCCCUCCGGCAGAACAUGCCGGGGCUGGACCUCGGACCCGAGCUCGACUACGGGGGCGGGGGCGAGGCCGGCGCGAGCGGCAGCGGCGGCAGCCGGUUCUCGCAGAUGAUGAACCAGGCCAGGCAGAACGACGACCGGCAGGAGGCCGGGAUGGCGCCGAGGGCGAGCCCGCGGUCGCCGCAGGAGGUGGCGAAGCGGGCGGCGGCGGCGCAGGCCCCCGUGAGCAAGGAGGAGAAGGAGAGGGCCAUGAAGGCGGCCGUGGAGCGGCAGCAGAAGAUGAUGGCCAAGGCGAGGGGUAUCGACCUUGACGACCCGGCCCUCGAGGGCGCCGAGCUGGCGAGGAAGAAAGCUCUCAGCCGAGCACAGGCGGAGGCACAGGCCGGCGGCUACGUGCCGAGCUCGAGCGCCGCGGACGACUACCUCAACUCCCUCAAGGCCGACUCGCAGAAGAAGCAGAGGGAAACGCAGGCUAAGCUGCGCGGGGAGCCCCUUCCCCCCAGAGAAGGACCGCUCCUGUCUGCUUCCCCGCCGACCGGAACGGCCACAUCUGAUGUGCCGGAUAAGUCGGCGGCGCCCCUGACGUCGGGGGAGGACUACGAGCGGGUCAAGCCCCAAAAGCGCACCGCCGCUUCGUGGAGCAUCCAGAACAAGGCCGACCAGUACAUAGCUUCCCUCAAGGGGAUCAAGGUAGAACUCGCCGACGACAACCCGUACCUGAAUAAGGAGUCUCUGGUUGAAGAGCCGCAGCGGUCGGUGCGGCGGCCGCCGCCGCCGGCACCCACGCCCCCGCUCGGCCCCCAGAUGAGCUACGCCGAGAAGCUGAAGCUCGCGAAGAUGGCGAAAGCUGCGGGUAAAGCGACCGCCUCUGCGCCUUCGUCGAACGCGGUGGCGGCCCCUGUUGCUACCCUGCCUCCUGCAACCAAGGCGCCACCGCCGCCGGCCACGUCUUCUGGAUCGCCCGCCCUCAGCUAUGCGGAGAAGCUAAAGCAGGCCCAGGCGGAAAAGUCCGCCGCCGGUAAUGGGGUCGUCCCGAAGUCGGUGCCGCCGCCGCCGCCGCCCCCAUCAGCGGCUGCUGCUACCGUCGCCCCUGCGUCGAGGAGACUGUUGGAGCAGGAGAUACCGUCGGGUGGUUCGGUUGGCGAAGGCGACUCUGAGGCGAAGAUGGUUAAGGUGAUGGACCUGCUUACCGAGCACAAGACGGCUGGCCUCGAGGGCGAGGACCGCGUGUCCGAGCUGCGCCACUCCCUAGUCGAUGUGCGCGAAGCCCUCCGGGCCGAGACUUAUGGCAGGUCGGCGGCCGCGGCCGCGGCGCCGACAGCGGCGACGGCGUCAUCGACGCCCAUGCAACCACCACCACCACCACCGCCGCAACCGCCAGUAGCAGCAGCUCCGUCACCCCCACCGCCACAGCAACAGCAGCAGCCGGCACGGCCGGCCCCGACGGCCCCGCCAACGACAAACCCAGAAGACGCGGCGACCCUUCGCCGCUGCAGCGCCCUGCUGCAGGCGCACGUGCACUCGGGGCUCGCGGGCCAGGACCUCCAGGCCCUGGUGGAAGGGCUCGCGUCCUCCCUCACCAUCGUCACGGCCCAGGUCGUUACCGGCACUGCCGCCGCGGCCGCCGCGGCCGGCGGCAGCGCUAGCGGAGCACCACCAGCACCGGCGGGGGGUGACAGUACGGGGGUGCCGGCUUACGCCGGGGGGAUUCAGUCCGUAGGGGGAGCCCUGUCGGACAUGGGCGUCGCGAAGAAACCGGCGUCGUUCUUGCCGGAGGAGGGGGAGGGGGACGGGAGCGCCGGGUGGACGGGGGGAAGCCUCGGGGAGGAGGAGAAGGCCGUAGCCUGGAAGGCCCUGGGCUACCUGCUCAAGCACCGCGGCGGGAAAGGGUAUGGGCGCGGGAGGGUGACCGGCGCGCAGGCGGAGGCGAUGGUGGCGGCGCUCGCCGAGGUGACCGAGAUCAUGGAGGAGGAGAUGGUCGACGAAUAAGGUUCAAUUUGGGGGGGGGGCGGCGUUGUUAGACCGUUGACCACACGGAUGCGUUGGGAGUUGUGAUUUUUUUGACACAGGGCCGGGUGGACAGGAAGAUAAUGCGCCUGGGCGAGAGCUGGUUUGAAGUUGAUCUUCAGAACGAGCGUCGGGGUCAGCGAGGGUCAGUUACGAACUGGGUGUUGUAUCCGACUUGGGAGAUAGCCAAGAGGCGCCGGAAUGAACAACGCGUGCGUGCGAGAAAGAAGAGAAUCCGGGGCGCGGGGGGGGACAGCCAGGCCUGAAUAGUGCCGUAGAGGAGUGGAGGUGAGGGGUGAGGUGUACUAGAAGCUUGUCACCCUCGACAGGAGUAAACUUUUGACAGUCGACAUGUCGUUUACGUAGUGUGGACUUUCUAGGGUAAAAACGUAAAAACGCAGACCAAGUGCGUGCAUGGCAUGCCCUGUAUUCCUUGGCGUUGUGGCGUGUGAUAGGACAAGCGACACGACUACUGUUCAGAAAGGCCGAUGUGAGAGGGGAUAAGGCAGCUUUCAAACAAAAUAGUGUAGCUCUCCAUGUAAAUUCUUGGAACGGAUUGAUGACGUCCAGUUUGCCUCGGCCAUGAUCUGAAACUCUUCCAAGCACGGCUUCUCCGCUGCACCGAGGUAUGCCCCCGAACCAGCGAGGGUACCCUGGGAGUGACGCAUCCCGUCCGCUCUUUGCAACUCGGGAAGCCUUGAUUGAGUUUGUGUGCGCCACAUCACGCGGCCAUGAUGCAUGCCAUGGUGUGGGGUUGUGUUCCUAUGGUAGGUUUUUUGGACUUCGGGUAUCAGCUCAUUCAUAGGCGCUUCGGUCAGGGCCUCUUGUCCGCAGACUCUCAAGACCACAAGUUUAUCAGACACACGUGGUGGACGCACCCCACACUCAAGGUCAUGUUGCCUGCGAAACAGGAAAUAGCGAGCUUCGAAUACAUCACAGAACAACCACAUGUAUCAAGAGGUCUACAGCUGCAGCAAAGAGAGCAACACAGAUGGGGAAGAAGGGAGGGGGGGGGAGGGGGGUCUAAUCCUCUGACUAGGAAUAGCUAAUUCUUAUUAUUUACAGCGCAUGUUUCUUGGCGAUCCGGCGUAUGCAACGGUAUGGACCUGCGUUUUUAGCUCCAAAACAACAACAGCCUGCCCAACGAGUACAGCACCAUCGCAUCUAAGCAGGUCAGUAGAGCUCGCUCUCUUUCUAUCUCUCUCCUUGGCGUCGUUUUGGUCAGGCCUCUGCCUGCAACUAGUCUCUUGGGGAAAAUUCGGAAUGGUUUCGAGCAUGACUACUUCUGCUAGGUGUGCACUAUAGCUCCAACACACGCCGCGAAUCCGCGAGAAAGCUUAAAAAAGAAAGCAAACAAGCAGACGAC